Capsella rubella is the source of this 663-nucleotide messenger RNA. Its product is annotated as L-gulonolactone oxidase 5. The record is from RefSeq and is a predicted model, not a curated record. Gene Ontology annotation, molecular function: D-arabinono-1,4-lactone oxidase activity. NCBI's taxonomy places the organism in Eukaryota, Viridiplantae, Streptophyta, Magnoliopsida, Brassicales, Brassicaceae. Gene Ontology annotation, cellular component: membrane. Bases 1 to 663 code for a protein of 220 amino acids. The transcript has a single exon.
AUGUCGUCAGGAUCGUGUCUAGAUGGUCUUGAAGAUGGGUUGACCACGGCGUGUGCAUGGGACUCGCGUAUAAAAGGCGAAUUUUUUCACCAAACAUGUUUCAGUAUUUCUCUCACGCAAGUUAAAAGUUUUAUCAACGACAUUAAAUCUCUUGUCAAGAUCGAACCGAAAUCUCUAUGCGGGCUUGAACUCUACUAUGGCGUCCUAAUGCGUUAUGUCACAUCCUCUCCGGCUUAUCUUGGAAAAGAAACGGAAGCCAUAGACUUUGAUAUAACAUAUUACCGAGCUAAAGAUCCUUUAACACCGCGACUCUAUGAAGAUUUUAUCGAAGAAAUCGAGCAGAUAGCAUUGUUCAAGUACAAUGCAUUGCCACAUUGGGGUAAGAAUAGAAACUUAGCAUUUGAUGGAGUGAUUACCAAGUACAAGAACGCGCCCGCAUUCUUGAAAGUAAAGGAGAGUUAUGAUCCAAAAGGUUUAUUCUCGAGCGAGUGGACGGAUCAGAUCCUAGGGGUCAAAGGAAACACGACGAUAGUAAAAGAUGGAUGCGCACUGGAGGGUCUCUGUAUAUGUUCGGAGGAUGCUCAUUGCGCUCCCACCAAAGGCUAUUUGUGUCGACCAGGAAAAGUUUACUAUGAGGCUACAGUUUGUACACAUGUUGGCUAA